CCAUGAAGACAUGAUAUAACAUUCACCCUGAUGUGAGAACAAGGUCUCUCAACUAAACUUCAGUGUGAACAGCAGUCAUUGGCUUUGUAUGGGACUCCAGUCAACAGCAGUGACGUCACCCUGCGCUCCGCUGGUGCUCUCCGUUCCCGCGUGACCAACAGCAGUGCGGAGCUCCAUUGGUUCAGGCUCACGUCAGUCUGAAGUGAUACUAGUGCAGAGCUACAAACUCCAACUACAUCAGAGAAGAGAGAGCAAAGCAGCUCGGGAGGAAAAUGUUGCGUGUCUCGAGCGCCGGGACCAGCUGAUCGAUAACUGGGACUGCGUGAUAAACGCGACUCCAAUCGAGCAGCUUGCGACCGAGCGCACAUCUGAGUUCUCCGUGGUGUGCCAGCCCUCUGUGGUCUCUCCAUGCCUCCUUCUCCUCUAGACGACAGAAUUGUGGUGGCGCUGCCAAGGCCUAUACGACCUCAGGAACUCCGACUCCGCCUGGACACCAGCUACCUGGAAGCCACCGUGGGCACCGUCGGUCAGUCGACGGUCAUCAGCAGCACCACCGUGGUGAAGAUCCAGGCGUAUAUGCCCUCGUCCAGCGGCUCCACGCGCUCGCUGACGUGUGGAUGCAGCAGUGCCAGCUGUUGCACGGUGAGCACCUAUGAGAAGGACGGCCAGGUCAGCGCCAGCAGCCCAAACCUGAGCUCCGGAGUGGGCUAUGGGGUCCCGACGGAGGCCAGUCUCACCUCCAGCCUGAGCAGGGGCGGCAUGCGGGUCAUCCACCCCAACGAGCUGGCCAAGAAGCUAACGCAUUGCCCCUUGGGCCACCCGGUGGGGUCGGUCCCCGUCAUCAUCGACUGCCGGCCCUUCAUGGAGUUCAACAAGAGCCACAUCCGAGGCGCCGUGCACAUCAACUGCUCGGACAAGAUCAGCCGGCGACGGCUCCAGCAGGGCAAGAUCACCGUCCUGGACCUCAUCUCCUGCCGCCAGAGCAAGGACUCCUUCAAAGGGAUUUUUUCCAAAGAGCUGGUGGUGUACGACGAAAGCACGGUGGACCCGGGCCGCUUGACGCCGUCUCAGCCUCUUCAGGUGGUUCUGGAGUCGCUCCGGAGGGAAGGAAAGGACCCCAUCGUUCUUAAAGGAGGCCUCACUGGUUUCCGACAGAGCCACGAUGAUCUGUGUGAACACUCUCUUCAUCUGGAGGAAGGACAGGACGGCAGUACCACAGUUGGUCUGUCGGGGGCGCUACCUCAUUCCCUGCCCUCCACGCCGGACAUCGAGAACGCAGAGCUGACGCCCAUCCUCCCCUUCCUCUUCCUGGGCAACGAACGGGACGCUCAGGACCUGGAGCUCAUGCAGCGGAUGGACAUCGGCUUCAUCCUGAACAUCACCACGCACCUGCCGCUCUAUCACUACGACCUCGGCCUGUUCAAGUACAAGCGCUUACCUGCCAGCGACAGCAACAAACAGAACCUGCGGCAGUACUUCGAGGAGGCCUUCGAGUUCAUAGAAGAGGCUCACCGGGCCGGCCGCGGCCUCCUCAUUCACUGUCAGGCCGGCGUGUCUCGCUCCGCCACCAUCGUCAUCGCAUACCUGAUGAAACACACCUGGAUGACCAUGACGGACGCAUACAAGUUCGUCAAGUCCCGGCGGCCCAUCAUCUCGCCCAACCUUAACUUCAUGGGCCAGCUUUUAGAGUUCGAGGAAGACCUGAACAACGGCAUCACUCCGCGUAUACUCACCCCCAAACUCUCCGGCCUCGAGACCGUCGUAUAGCGUCUCCGAUCCAGACGGGAUAUCCUUGAUUGGUGGAUGAGGAAGACAUGUCCGGUCAGUGUUCAGCCAAACGCUGUGCUGGUGCUGGCUAACGUUCACCUGUCUGAAAACAUGAGGCUCGUUUCAUUGUUCUUACUCUGUUUUUAUACGCCUAAAGUGGCUUCACUGUGCAAUAACGUGUGUGUGAUGUGUAUAUAACGAGCCUGUGUUUUUCAUAUGUUCAUUUAUGCUUGCUUUAUACACGUUUGGACGAUUUUAUCUCAUUAGCAUCGCCGCUGACAAUCAGAACAAACCUCAUUUGAAUGUCCUCUGAAAAUAACCCAGUGCAUGAUCGGGAUAUUACGAAUAGAGCUGAAGUGGUCAGUUUUAUUGGUUUGCAUCAACAGUUUUCAUGUUGGGUUGGUCAGCGUUGCACAUUCGGUCUCUUUCUGCGUCUGUAAGUGUGUGUUUGUGUGAAUGGGAUCCGUGUCCGUGUAUAUUUAACUCUCUCCUGACCUCAAGCUGGCCAGAAGGAUGCUUGAGUUUCAGCUUUUUGCGCACUUGUAAGAAUCGUGCCUCUCUAUUGGUGCCUUAACUCAUUUUCUUGUGUGUGAAGCGUGUGUUUUAAUGUGCUGGAAAAGAGUCAAAAGGUUGAUUCUGAUCACGGUUACGACAAAGUACGUUCUUCUUUCUCAUAACAGAACUAAAACGCUGUGAAACAACACAACUCGGGGCUCGAAGUGUACACAAGGACAGUUUAUAAUUCUUCACCUGGAGCCUGUCAAUCAUCCCGAUUAAAUGUUUUUCUGAUUAAUACAUUUGAGUUUUUCAGCUUUACGCAAAACCUCCUGCACUCUGGCCGUACGAUUUUGAAAUCUUGCAUAUUACUGCUUUUGUUAAACUAAAAGAAGUUGUGAAAUUUCAGUGAAAUUGUAUCCCCAUGUUUGUCAUUUCUAUAAAUAUGUAAGGACUGAAAAUUUGACAAAGCAAGAAGUCGACUUGAAAUAUUUACAAGAGAUCCUCACUCUCAGUGAAAGCAGACUUAUUAUUAUUUUUAUUGUUAUUAUAAAUCAUAAAAACCCACACAAAAAAUUCACACAGAAAAAAAAGCAGAAAAAAUUUAAUUGCAAAAUGUAAACUCAAAAAUUUGCGACUUUUUUUCUUGCAAUCUGAGUUUACAUUUAGCAAUUCUGAGGGGAAAAAAGUUUGAAUUGUGCAAAAAAAAGUCACAACAACUUUUUUAUUACAAAGAAACAUAAUCGUGAGUUCAUAUCUUCUUUUCUUCCUAAGAAUUGCAAGAAAAAAGUGACGCUUCAUAUCAAGCUCCUAUUAGAUAUAUCAUUAAAUUCAAAUGUUGGAGGAUGAAAACUAAAUGCAAAGCACAUUUUGACUAUGUUAAGCUUUCCUGUAAAUUAACCGCGCUAUGCUAAAGGAACAGAUUGUGUUUCAUUCAUGUUCAGCUGAUGCAAAGUGUAUUUUUAUCUUCGAAUGCUGGUUUCAUGUCACUUCUGUCACACUGUGCUCGUCUGAAUCCAGGAUUUCAAGGACAAAGACUGUCUGGGUGCAUGCGCUCAGCUGGUUUUAUGGUGGACACAUUCGCUAAUGGAUUUCUAUGCAUUGUUUAUAUUUUUGCACUGACUUAAAAAAAAAAGAAAAAAAAAAAAGAAAAAAGCUUUUUUUUACGUAUGAUUUUCCCUCAAAGGUGCUACGACGCUGGAGGCCUUCCACACUGUUUCUGCAUGACCUGCUUCAGUAAAGUGUCUUCCUGUAAACCAAGAGCUCUCUGUAAAUGUCAGAGUUCACAACACUGUUAUUUUGUAAUGUGGGGUUUGGAAAUAAACAACAACAACAACAAAAGAA
Molecule: messenger RNA, 3606 nt
Organism: Carassius gibelio (silver crucian carp)
Lineage: Eukaryota; Metazoa; Chordata; Actinopteri; Cypriniformes; Cyprinidae
Product: dual specificity protein phosphatase 10
Exons: 5
Coding region: 409-1767 (452 amino acids)
Biological process (GO): negative regulation of JUN kinase activity; protein dephosphorylation
Cellular component (GO): cytosol; cytoplasm
Molecular function (GO): protein tyrosine/threonine phosphatase activity; MAP kinase tyrosine/serine/threonine phosphatase activity
Source: RefSeq, a predicted model, not a curated record